AUGCAGGUGGAUAACGCUACCGGCGCUCCUGCGCCGACCCCGCGAUAUUCAACCGCCCAACGGGGCGACGGCCUCCGUCGCCUCCCGACACCACGCGAUGAUGAACAGCGCAUCAGUAAUCUGCCUCCCACGCAACACCUACCGUUUCCGCAUCGCUCGGUUGCGUCGACCCCCCGGGACGCGGUGCAAGACGACGAUGAUAACGAGGAGCCGUUUGCAAGCGUCGUGCACCUUCGGCGAAGCUCCGAAUCUGACAGUCAGCGGGAGUCUGCCAGUGAUAGUGAUACGCCUUUUGAACUAUACCUACCCCUUGAGCGACCCGCUGGGCCCCCUCGCCGGGAAGAAUCACAAGUUGACGGCGACAAGUCUUCCGCCGCGUCCUCCUCUCCCCAGCGCAGAAGUGGGUCUUCUAACCGAGCGUUCUUGGGCCAGGAGCGUACUGCGAGCUUUCCAUUAUCUCUAUACACGUCGGGCGCUCUCGCAUCGCGUGCGCGGGACGCGAUGCAAGACGACGAAGAAAGCGACGAGUCGUUUGCACAAGUUCUGCCUCUCCAGCGAGGCUCCAUCCCUGCACGCCGGCAAGAGUCCGCCGACAACAGCGACACAUCUUUCGAGCCUUUCUUGCCCCUGGAGUCCCACCUUGAUCCUAACACUCAACAUGGAUCAGACGACGACAGCGAUCAGUCUUUCGCUCCAUUCUUGCCUCUCCAAAGAGCUCCCGACUCGGAACGCCUACAGGGUUCGGACGACGAUAGUCAUGAGUCCUUCGCUCAGUUCUUAUCACUUCCCCGCGGCCGUGGCGACGAUAUGCAUCCCUCUCUCCGGGAAGGUUUCGCAUCCCCUAUGAUCACAGAUCCGGCUGAGGAUGGCGGCGGGGCCUCCGUCCAUGUCAUAGGCGCAACCACUCAACGACGUCUUCUUGACAGAACUGCGGAGUACGACCAGAAUAAACCGCGCGACAGCAACAUGCCGCCCACGCGCGCCACGUUUGUACUGAAACCUACGCUGAAAGACACCUACGGCGUAGAAACGGAUGAUAGACUUCCUGAAGUUCAGUAUUCAGGGACAUCACAGCCCAAGCCGUACUCGUACUGGAAGCGAAAUAUGGAAUAUGCGACGAGGAUGGGCAGGCGUGACGAUUCCUCGUGGAGACAAGCGCUCUACGAUCACCAGGUACGAGCUAUACAGGACGGUGCGGAGGUUAUCCAGAAGGCGGAAAGGGCUGUGCGGCUUUUGAAGGUGAUGCGUAUGGAGCUGACGGGUCUUGCGAUGAGCGAUUACGUGAGGACUAUGGCUGAGAUGCAGGGAGUGGAAGUCAAGGUCAGCGCUCCGGAGGAGGCAGGGCGAGAAGAGAUACAGGACGCAGGAGAUUAUAUGGAUGUAGAGUAG
Molecule: messenger RNA, 1389 nt
Organism: Peniophora sp. CBMAI 1063
Lineage: Eukaryota; Fungi; Basidiomycota; Agaricomycetes; Russulales; Peniophoraceae
Source: the annotation of a GenBank genome assembly